This is a messenger RNA of Capra hircus (goat), 1965 nucleotides long. RefSeq names its product SVOP like (gene SVOPL). Gene Ontology annotation, molecular function: transmembrane transporter activity. Lineage: Eukaryota; Metazoa; Chordata; Mammalia; Artiodactyla; Bovidae. Gene Ontology annotation, cellular component: membrane. The record is from RefSeq and is a predicted model, not a curated record. Gene Ontology annotation, biological process: transmembrane transport. The transcript has 15 exons. The coding region runs from base 59 to 1537 and encodes 492 amino acids.
UCUUCCCUCUCCUGUCUCCUGCAGGACAGUCGUGUGGGGCAUCCACACCGUUUGAAAGAUGACAGCCAAGCAGACAGAGCCAGUCACGAUCAUCAGCCUUCGGGAGCUGAACCUAGCGACCCCAGAGCCACGGCCGAGAGAGUCAAAGACGUUCACCGUGGAAGAAGCCGUGGAGACCAUCGGCUUCGGACGUUUCCACAUUGCGCUGUUUCUGAUCAUGGGCAGCACAGGGGUUGCCGAGGCCAUGGAGAUCAUGUUAAUAGCGGUUGUGUCUCCUGUCAUCCGCUGUGAAUGGCAGCUGGAGAACUGGCAGGUGGCACUCGUGACCACAAUGGUGUUUUUUGGCUACAUGGUAUUCAGCAUCCUCUUUGGCCUCUUGGCUGACAGAUAUGGCCGCUGGAAGAUUUUGUUCAUCUCGUUCCUGUGGGGAGCUUACUUCUCCUUGCUGACUUCAUUCUCUCCAUCGUACAUCUGGUUUGUCUUCCUGCGGACCAUGGUGGGCUGUGGCGUGUCUGGCCAUUCACAAGGGCUAAUCAUAAAGACUGAAUUCUUGCCUACAAAAUAUCGAGGCUACAUGCUCCCCUUGUCUCAGGUUUUCUGGCUGGCUGGAUCCCUGCUCAUCAUUGGCUUGGCCUCCGUGGUCGUCCCCACCAUCGGGUGGCGCUGGCUUAUCCGCAUUGCCUCCAUCCCUGGUAUCAUCCUCAUCAUGGCCUUCAAGUUUAUUCCUGAAUCUGCGCGGUUCAAUGUCUCCACCGGGAACACUCAGGCUGCCCUGGCUACACUGGAACGCAUCGCCAAGAUGAACCGCUCAGUCAUGCCGGAGGGGAAGCUGGUGGAGCCCAUCCUGGAAAAGAGAGGAAGAUUUGCAGACUUAUUGGAUGCUAAAUAUUUACGGACCACGUUACAGAUCUGGGUCAUAUGGCUGGGCAUCUCUUUUGCCUACUACGGGGUCAUCCUGGCCAGUGCCGAGCUGCUGGAGCGGGACCUAGUCUGUGGCUCGCGGUCUGAGUCCGAGGUGGCCGUAACCGUGGGGGUCUUGGAGGAGAGCCAGAGCCCCUGUUACUGCCACAUGUUCGCCCCCUCUGACUACAGGACCAUGAUUAUCAGCACCAUUGGCGAAAUUGCUCUGAAUCCUUUAAACAUCCUGGGCAUUAAUUUCCUUGGGAGACGGCUGAGCCUUUCUAUUACCAUGGGAUGUACGGCUUUAUUCUUCCUGCUCCUCAAUAUUUGCACCUCAAGUGCCGGCCUCAUCGGCUUCCUCUUCAUGCUGAGGGCUCUGGUGGCAGCCAACUUCAACACCAUCUACAUUUACACUGCUGAGGUCUACCCCACGACGAUGCGUGCUUUGGGGCUGGGGACCAGCGGCUCCCUGUGUCGCAUUGGAGCAAUGGUGGCACCAUUUAUAUCCCAGGUUCUUAUGAGUGCAUCGUUCCUGGGGGCCCUGUGUCUUUUCUCAUCUGUCUGUGUGGUAUGUGCCAUUUCUGCAUUUACUCUCCCCAUUGAGACCAAAGGUCGCGCCCUACAGCAAAUUAAAUGAAGAUCUGCAAAUCUGUGUCUACCAAAGAAGAAAAAUGUAUUUUCAUCUUCACAAAGAAUUGUGGCACAUUUAAAAACACCUGGUUUAAUUUUGGUAUACUACUUGGUAGUUAAGAAAUUGAUCAUGUAUUUUUGAAAAACAAGAGGAUGAAAUAAGUUAGCUGUAUAUACAGUCUCUUAGGGAAGACAUCAAUACAGAAGUUUCAUAAAAUAUACAUUAAGGUUGGUGAGGGAUAUCUAGGGGAGGGAGAAGCUGGCUUUCAUUGCUUGGCAUCAAGUCUGUUCAUGUUUAUAUGAAUAAUAAGUAUCAGACAAAACCUAUACUUGAUAUUCUCCCUGAGGUAUACAUCAAAAGCUGUAUUAAAAUUUUGUAGCUAACAGUGUCAGACUUUAUUUUUCUGGGCUCCAAAAUCACUGCAGAUGGUGACU